This is a messenger RNA of Ostreococcus lucimarinus CCE9901, 2655 nucleotides long. RefSeq lists its product with no specific name. The transcript has a single exon. The coding region runs from base 1 to 2655 and encodes 884 amino acids. Gene Ontology annotation, cellular component: membrane. The record is from RefSeq and is a predicted model, not a curated record. NCBI's taxonomy places the organism in Eukaryota, Viridiplantae, Chlorophyta, Mamiellophyceae, Mamiellales, Bathycoccaceae.
AUGGCGAGCGAGGACGCGCGCGAGGACGACGACGAGGACUGCGAGGUGCGCGUGGAGGGGACGCCGAGGACGAGCGGAGGUGAGGAAUCGCCCGUGACGGCGAACGAUGAUGGAUUUGAGGAUGCAGAGGAUGGUGAUGAUGCGUGGGGGUCGAUGGCGGAGAGUCCAGGGAUGGGACGACCGGCUACGCAGACACCGCCGGUGCGAGUGUGCGCGCGCGUCGCCGCCAUCGAGGAGGCGGCGGCGAAGCUUGAGGAGGGCGCGGAGGAGGAUAUGGACGGACUUGAGACCCCGGAGCGUAAGAUGACGUCGGCACGAGAUGAUGGAGACGAAUGCGAGGACGAGGUCAACCUCGGCGGCACCCCCGAGGGCGCGGAUGAGGACGAGGAAGCCAGUCAACAGGAAGCGGCGGGAAGUCAAACGCCGCUCAUGUCACCGGUGGAUCGGUUCCGUCGGAGUAACGUCGAGCCGAGAAGUAAUAUGAAGCCUGGUGGCAUGUGGGCGUCCAUUGGUUCGCCCAUGACGGCACCGUUCGAGAAUAAAGUGCUCGGAAAUUCCAUUGAUGCCGGCGCAACGCCGUCUCGUCCGAGCGCGGCGGCAAAGAAGCGGGCAGCGAUGCGCAUGUCUCUCCCGGCGAACGUCGUUCCCAUGACCCCGAUUCCAAUCUCUCGUCAAGUUCUUGAGCGUAUCGAGUGCCUGGGUCCGUCGUUGAACAUCGUGCAGCGCUUGAUGCUCGUAGUUGGAAUCUUGCUCGACUUUUACUCCAAGACGCAGUUGGUGCGCGAACUUCAUCGCUUCGCUCGAGCGGGAUCUUGGUUGUGGUUCAGCAUGGUUUUGACGUUUUUCGUCUUCUCGGCGGCGUGUAUUACUGGAUACUGGGUGCUUCACUAUCCCAUGCCCAAGAAACCGGCGAAAGGAAGUGUGGGCAAGGACCAAAAAGUCUUUGGAUUCAGCAAGUACGAUUUCAAAGUCGUCGUCAGGCGCUUUGGUGCCGCGUGCGCGAUGUUGCAGCUCGGCACCGCCUUUGCCGCUUGGCGUGCGCUCCGAACGAAUGAUGUGCGAGCGAGAAAGGCUGAAAUGGAUCUUCGUGGGAUGCAACUCGUGGAUACCAUCUUCUUAACGCUCCCCAUGGCGACGCUCCAGGCGUACAUUGGAAUCUCGUGCUCGUCUCCCACCAGCGUCUGCCCGGGUCGGGAGGGAUUCGACAUGCUCCUGUUCCUGGCCGUCGCGGGUUCGAUCACCUCUGGUACCUUGUGUUUUGUUUCGUUAGACUUGCACGAAAAACCGCCCGCGUACUCGUGGAGAGAGUACUGGAAGAUGCACAAGGCACACCUGUCUGAAAUGAUGGCCAAGGCGUGCUACCGCUUCUUUGAGCUCGCGGCACGAAUCUGCACAAUUGGCCUUUUUGCCGCGGUCACAGGUCCGUAUGUCAUGCUUGUAUUUUUCUUCCACGCGUGCGUUAUCCUCGGUUUGUUGAAGAUCCGUCUCCCGGGCACUCACGACCGAAAGGUUUGGGAAAAGUUUUGCGAAUUGCGCGAGUUUAAAAUUUGGGGACGGACUUGGAAGUUGCCCGUCCUCGAUGACGUCAAGCUAUUGGUUGCUUGCUUGAUCUGGCCGCCGUCCUCGUACGUCUCUAACUCUACUGACCGCAAGGGCAAGUUUUGGUGGCGUUCCACGUCGUGCCCGAGGAAAUCCUUUUGGGGGCUCACACGAGAAGACGCUUUGAUUCCAUUCGCUGUCAUCAUCGGCGUUCUCGCCAUAGAGGCCGGUAUCAUGCUCAUCGUUGUCUCGCUCGUCGCCGAGGAGCACUAUUACAGCUAUUUGAGCAUCGCUGUGGCGGUCAACUUCUUGUGGAUGAUCAGCGCCGUGAACUGGAUGAGCGCCGCCGCGUUGUGGAAUCCUUUUGUUCCCGAGGGUCCGCCCUUGGGCUACCCCAGCGUCAGCGCCAUCAACAACGCGAUUGGUGGAAGGCAACUGUUCAGCGGGCUAAAGAAGACGCCGAUUAAAAGUCCUGGCGCUAGUAAUAACGUCGCACGAUCUCCUGCGCCGUUUUACCGCUCACCUUUGGAGCCGGUGAACGAAAAUAAAUUAUCGGUCGACCUGAACACGGGCGCCGAAGCAGUGGACACGCCUGAGUUUGGGCACCGAAAGACGGACAGUAACGUAUCCAAUACCUCGUCGCUAGGUCCGAGAACGACACCGGUGAUGAUCAAGGGAAGUCCCAAGCCAGUGGAAGUGUACAUCGACAUGGGUGAUGACUCAGCUGAUUUGAACGAGGAUGAUGAAAUCAACCCCAUGGUGACGGAGGCAAUCGGUGAGGAGUCCAUGUUGCGUACGAGCGUACAAUGGCGUGAUUCCAUGGAGUUGGAUCGAACUGCUUCAGGUGAUAUGGAUGUUGCCGGAAGUCAAGAUGAUUUAGAAGCAGCUCGUCAAGCCCUCAAUGCCGUCGCCGCACUGAAUACGACUGGAGAGUACGACGGUGGCUGCACGCCAAACGUCGACAUGGUGUCACCAUUGUUUGUCGAUAAAGAAAACUCUUUCAACGACACCCCAGAAAUGGCUGAUCCGUAUGGAGAUCCGUAUGGAGUGAGUCCGAUUUUGGCAAACGCCUCACCAGAGCAAGUGAGAACGUCGGGUGGAUAUUCCCCGCGUUAA